Parascedosporium putredinis is the source of this 1065-nucleotide messenger RNA. Lineage: Eukaryota; Fungi; Ascomycota; Sordariomycetes; Microascales; Microascaceae. The record is from the annotation of a GenBank genome assembly.
AUGAAGACCAACGCGCCCGCCCUCUACCCGAACGAAAAGGUGAGUGAGAGAGUGACGGCAUAUUCGCAGGAGCACUCGACCCCGCUUCCGAAGCACAUCACCGAAUACCAUGCCUGGGUCGACCAGAACCACGAGAGAUCCGGCUACAUGAGCUCGAAUUUCCAGUCGCAAUUCCAUGUGCUGCUCUCCCAGUUGAUCGAGGCGAAGCGAGUCAUCGAGAUCGGAGUGUACGCGGGGUAUUCCGCCCUGGUUUGGUCCCACGCCGUAGGACCGGAUGGCAAGGUCGUAGGCCUCGAAUACAGUCCCGAGUACGCCAAGUUGUCCGAGGAGGGGUUUCAGAAACUUGGCGUCAAGAACAUUGAAAUUAUUGUGGGCGAUGCUCACGAUUCGCUUCCUAAGCUCGCUUCACCGGAGCCCUACGAUCUGAUCUUCAUUGAUGCCGAGAAGUCCGGAUAUCCCGGCUACCUCCAAGCCAUCCUGGAUGGGUCCCAGCCCGGGGCUUCAAGCCGCAUCCUCCGACCCGGCGGUCUCAUUGUUGCCGACAACGUCCUCCGACGUGGGAUCAUUGCCGACGAUAGUGACGACAACCCUUGGGUUGCAAAGCAGAGCCGCCCUCCGCUCAGAGCUUCGCCCCCGCCUCUCACCUUUGCUGAGCGCCGCGCUGUCCUUCACGCGCUCAAGAGGCAUUGUAGGAUCGAUUUCUUCCGAAAGAUUAGGCCAACGACUCGAAAUGCCUCGGAUCUAGCGAAAGAGUUUGUCAUUCACAUCUUCCCACGCCAUAUGGCCAAGAAGCACGUGGAGCUCGUAGAAGACUCCCCUCUUCACGGUCCGUGGCCCGGACCCCCGGAUACGGUGUCCUUCGUGGCCCGAAAUCUCAGGCGGUCAAUCCGCGACCAGCCAGCCCUGAAAGAUGGCUUCUCCGACUGGGAAACGGGCGGGCAGCUGCAGGAAGACGGUGACGCGCCGGCAAAGGCCGCGGAUAUUGGCCCAAGGCACUAUGCGCAGAGGCGCCAGAAGCGGCGGGAGGCCAAGAAGGGGCUUGGCGGCAUCCUGGAAGACUUUUGA